Molecule: messenger RNA, 2059 nt
Organism: Perca flavescens (yellow perch)
Lineage: Eukaryota; Metazoa; Chordata; Actinopteri; Perciformes; Percidae
Gene: mymk
Product: myomaker, myoblast fusion factor
Exons: 6
Coding region: 208-1110 (300 amino acids)
Cellular component (GO): membrane
Source: RefSeq, a predicted model, not a curated record
UGAUAAGGACUGAGGGACCUGAGGACAUCCACUUUCCUGAUAUCACAGUUUAAUUAAUUUAGCACUUUAACACACCACUGAGUGUACACAGUGUAUAAUGUAUCUUCUUAUAUGAUAAUUUCAAAAAUCUUCUGAAGCCCAAGGGAUAUUUUCUCAUCUACAAGCCUUCACAGUUUCUAUUUGAGUUGUGUUUGCUGUCCCUCCACAAUGGGUGCAUUUAUUGCCAAGAUGCUGCUUCCGACAGUUAGCAGCCUGGUGUUUCUGCCUACAGCCAGUGUGGCCGCCAAGAGGGGCUUCCACAUGGAGGCCAUGGUCUACUUCUUCACCAUGUUCUUCACUGCGAUCUACCAUGCAUGUGAUGGCCCAGGCCUCUCCAUCCUGUGUUUCAUGAGAUACGACGUUCUGGAGUACUUUAGUGUUUACGGCACAGCUCUCUCCAUGUGGGUCACACUGAUAGCUCUGGGCGACUUUGAUGAACCCCAGCGCUCCAGUAUGACCAUGUUUGGAGUGCUGACCAUCGCUGUGAGGAUCUACCAGGAUCGCUGGGGCUACGGGAUCUACUCUGGACCCAUCGGAUCAGCUGUCUUCAUCAUCACUGUCAAAUGGCUGCAGAAGAUGAAACAGCUGAGGGCGGUGUAUCCAGAGAAGAUAGUGUACACGCAGCAGGUCGGUCCAGGCUGCUGCUUCGGUGCUCUCGCUCUGAUGCUGCGUUUCUACUUUGAGGAGUGGGACUACGCCUACGUCCACAGCUUCUACCAUCUGUCUCUGGCGGUGUCCUUCGUCCUGCUGCUGCCAAAGAAGAACCGCUAUGCAGGGACGGGACGAAACGCGGCUAAACUCAGCUGGUUCACUCUCUGCUGCUGUUCCAUGUCCCCUGGUACAACUAAAGAGAAGACUGGUACUACUAAAGAGAAGACUGGUACUACUAAAGAGAAGACAGACAAGCCGAAGAAGAAGAAGUCGUCUCGUACCGUGUGGACAAUCCCCACAGAGAAGCCGUGGACACAACGCAGUAGCACCCCUAUCCUGCCUCUUUACACCCCCCCACCCUCCACACCUGUCAAAGGGACCAGCAUCAGCAAGCUCAAAGAGAUGAACGGCUGGAAGUGAACCCCAAAACGUAACAGUCUCACGUAAGAAGGACUUCAUCCUGAAGAACAGGCAGAGAUAGUGGUCGGCUAGGAGCGGGAAACAGGAAAAUCACCAAAUAACUGUCAGCCAAAUGCUGAUAAACUUGUAUGUGGCUGGUAAGUUAAUCUUCUUCAGCAGGAAACCAACCAUCAUGAGGACGUUCCUUUCUACUCCAGAAAAUCAUUGUUGGCUGGUAGAAUAUUUAAGGUCAGCAGCGCUGGAAUCCACCAGUAACUGUAGCUAGCAGAUAAAGAAGCAAAAAGGGCCCGAAAGUGGUUCUAAAAUUUAAGGGCAAGAACAAAAGAGGAAUCAGGCCUCCGGCGCCCUCAAAGACCCAAUAUGAACACAGCUGUCUGAAGCACUUGUCCAGAGCUGAGGACAGGCAGCACGCUACGAAAGAACACACACAGAACGAACAGGGAGACGGUGGCUGAGACAAACCAGUAAAACUGACUGGAAGGAUUUACGAGAAGAGCAAACAGGCAGAUGGUUUAUCUCUCCAAAAUAUAUAAAUUGUCUUUAGAAAUGUUCCUCAGGGGAGACCUUUCCGUCUGCUUGCCUCGGUCUGUCCGUCCCCCCUCCCCCUUCCCUUUCCAGUCUCUCUCAGGGAAAGGAAGCACGCGGCUGAAUUUGUUUUUGAGAAUUACAAGACUGUAAAGCACAUUUUACUGUUUUGAUACGUCCUCAAAGUGCCAAAUGUGUCGUGUGGAGCGUCAGACGUUGGAGCAAGGGGAAGCAGCGGCCCAGACGUCAGUCUGUAACCCGACUGAAGCAUCUUGAUGUGUUUCUGGAUCAGCAGGUGGACUCCUCUGUCUGUUAACUCUAGUUCACUGACCGAGCAGCUUUGGCUAUGACUUCUGUCCCUAAUGUGCACUGCAGACGUGUGAUGUUUCUGAUGAAAACCUGUAUCAAUAUAUUGUUAUUUAUU